Messenger RNA from Physella acuta, 5299 nucleotides. Its product is annotated as macoilin-1. Lineage: Eukaryota; Metazoa; Mollusca; Gastropoda; Physidae. Gene Ontology annotation, cellular component: rough endoplasmic reticulum membrane. The record is from RefSeq and is a predicted model, not a curated record. Gene Ontology annotation, biological process: neuronal signal transduction.
UGUGCAAGGACAUUGGGCCGAAGAAGUACUUCCAGGACUGUAAUAAUAAAUUAGGAACAGGAAAGUGGUGUCAGUCAAGGAGUGAAAAAGAUCGGAUUUGUAGACAAUAAUCAAAAACAAAUUAAUGACUGUUGUCUGGUAAAGACUAUGAAGAGGCCGCGGAAUGUUGACUGCGGAAAGAUUCGGCGUCCGCUGAAAAGAAGUAAAAUAACAGAUGGUAUCUACGGAAGCACUUUCCUUUACUUGAGGUUUCUCCUAGUUUGGGCGCUUGUUCUCAUGGCGGAUUUUAUCUUGGAGUUCAGAUUUGAGUACCUGUGGCCUUUUUGGUUGCUUCUCAGGAGUGUUUAUGACUCUUUCAAGUAUCAAGGAUUGGCUUUCUCUGUGUUCUUUGUGUGCAUAGCGAUAACAUCAGAUGUCAUCUGCUACCUGUUUAUACCAGUGCAGUGGCUGUUUUUUGCUGCCAGCACAUACGUUUGGGUGCAGUAUGUGUGGCACACAGAAAGGGGCAUAUGUCUUCCUACAGUUUCUUUAUGGCUGCUGUUUGUUUACAUUGAAGCAUCCAUACGACUUAGGGAGUUAAAGAGCUUACCAUUUAAUUUAGACCUUUGUAGACCUUUUGCUUGUCAUUGCAUUGGGUAUCCAGUUGUUACCUUGGGGUUUGGUUUCAAAAGUUACGUUUCUUAUAGGAUGAGAUUGCGUCGACAAAAAGUUAUACAGAAAGAAAAUGAUUUUUACCUUCAAAUUUUACAACAAGCACUACCUGCUGAAGUUCAGUAUGCUGACAAACCUAAAGCUUUACCAUCCAAGGCAGACGAGGACGUAAUCUCAAAUGGUGUAUCCAGCUCAAAUAAAAAAGUUUCUUUGUCAAAAUUAGAUGAUGAAAAAGACUCAUCUUCGCCUGUUUGUUCUGUUAAAACGAAAUCUAAAGGUGGUGAUAUUAAUGAAGAUGAUGAAAUCGAGUAUAUAGAAAAAAGCUUGCCUCGUAAGCCAUCUAAUGUCAAUCAAUUUGACGAAAAUUCUGACAAUUUUACCAAUGAACAGCAGGUUAGCAAAGGGUUUAAAUCAGGAAACAGCAGUGUUGCUGCAGCGGUGGCUGUGGCGGCAGCUUCAGCUAUCCCUGUACCCUCCAACAAAACUAGUAGUAAACAGUUAAACAGCUCUAAGGACAGUGGUUUGUCUAGUACCACUUCUUCUAAUUCAUCUUUGACACAUCCGCCAUCUUCGUCCUCUACAAAAAAAGGAAAAAAUAUGUACAGAGAGCUUCAGCCUUCACCUUCGCCCUUGUCUUAUACAAAUAACAAAGAAGAAGUUAUUCAGAGAUUAGAAUCAGAUGUUAAAAAGUUAAAAGCAGAUCUGCAAGCUAGCCGGAACUCAGAACAUGAAUUGCGCUCUCAAAUCAGCAGUUCUUCUUCAGAGGAAAAAGCGAUGCGUUCAGAAUUAUAUCAGCUUCAACAGGAUAAUGAAAAUUUACAAAACAAAUUACACAAUUUAGUAACAUCUCGGCAGCAGGAUAGACAGACUAUAGCUACAUUAGAAAAGAAAUUAACAGAUGAGAAAAAAGCUAAAGCUGUCUUGGAGCAACAGCUUGCAAAUGAGAAGAAAAGUAAAACUGUAGAAGCAGCAGCAGCUGCUAGAGCUGUAGCUAUGGCCACUGCAGCAAGAGGAGAGUGCACAGAUAGUUGUAAAGCCAGACGCAGAGAUUUUGAUAAUGAAAUGAAACAGUUACGGCGAGACAACAAACUUCGUGAAGAUCAAUACAGACAGUUAGAGAGAGAAGUCCAGGUAAAUGCUCUGAGACAAUACAAAGAUGCACAAAAAGAAACUGAGGUUCUAAUGAAAGCGUUAUCUACAAUGCAAGACAAAAACACAGAAUUAGAAAAUAAUCUUUGCGCAGAAACUCGUUUUAAACAAGAACUGUUUUCAGCUCUGGGCAAAGAAAGAAAUGAAAUUAAAAUUUUACAGAAUCUUGUUGCUGAGAAAGAUACAGAGAUUCUGGAACUGAAGUCCAAAAUAGCAGAAGUCAUGGCUCUGAUACCCAGCCCAGCUGUUACUACAUACUCCCACCACUCAAAUGAAAGAAACUCCUCCCCCUUGUUCUCCUCCAGCUUCAGCCCAGCUCAGGAUAGAUCCUCUAUGCAGGUCUACAAUGGCAAUGACCUUGCUUCAUCUUCUGAGUUAAACCCAAAUGCAUCAGAUUACAAGCCCAAAUCAGUCAUCUAAUGACUAGACACAGACAUGUAUACAAUGAUUACAUUUAUGUUUUUCUGUCUUUAUUUUCUUUCUGUCAGUUGUUAUGAAGAGUCAGGUGGUGUCCCUCUUUAUCCCUUGUUCACUUUCUCUCCAUUUAUAUCCCUCGACCCGUACUUUUUGUUAUACAUACCACAAAAUGUGGUUGAUGUUGCUUUUGAAAAAAGUAUAAGUAAUGUUAGUUUGAAUUUUAAUACUACGUUCACAGUAUAUUUCAUGAAGUGUAUAGUAUUUCUCUUAAUUGUAAGAAAAUUCUAUGUAAGUUGAUUUCAAAAUUAAGAUUGAAUCUGUAUUUUAUUUCACAACCAUCAGUGAAUGAUUCAAGCAGCACAAGACAUGACUAAACAGUUCAAACAAGAAAUGCCAUAAAAUACUGGUUUACGCGUGUUAGUUGAAAUUCUUCCUUGCUAAUCACUCCACUGUUUGAUCUUAAAACCACAAAACAAAUUGUGUUCUCAGCAUUUUCACUGCUGGAUAGGUUCAAAGAAAAAGCUAGAUUAGUAGAUGUUAAGAGUAAAGUUAAAAUUUUUAUAAGAUAGAGUACACUUAAACAAUUUUUAUAAGACAGCUUUGUUUUUGAAAACUAUUUUGGUAAUUUUAUUAUAAUUUGCUUUUAUUAUUUUUUAAAUCAUUAUUAUACAAAACUUAAAAAAAGAAAAUUCAUAUCAGCUAUUUUUAACCCUAAGAUAACUAUUUUUGUUUUUAAUAUUUUUAAUGUCAGAUUUCUAAAAAUUACUAACAUAACAAUCAAUACAAUUUUUUGGCUUCAGUUUAUUUUAUUGCUGUUGCAGAAAAAUAAUCUCAGUUGUUAACUAUUAGCCCUGUUUCUCACAAGCACAAAACUAAACAUAUACUUUUAAAAGUAAUUACAUAUUUCAUCUCUUUUUUUGCAUGUGCUAGUACAGUAGAAUAAUGCAAAUUUGUAAAAAAAAAAGUAACUAUAGCACAUAUAGUCUCAAAACAUGGUUCAACCAUUUUAUAAACAGUAUGUUUGCAGCCCACCUGCUGAACAAUUAUUUGUUUCACAUCUGGAUGGUGCUGUUUUUUUUUUAAUCAGUAAUUCAAAUGACUUAAAUAGAUAUCAUUGGUUGCAAUUUAAGUCGAUUUAAAAAGUCAUCUUAAUAGUCAUAUCAUAUUGAUACAUAAGAUAUUAAUUGUAUGUUAUUAACAUGUAGUGUCUGACAAAUUUAUCCUGUGAAAGAUAUCAGUUUUAAUUUUAGAUUUGUAAAUGGAGUAUGAUACAAUAGUGAAAAUAUUACUUUGAAAUAUACAAAUUUGACUGUAUUUGUUGAUUUUAUGUUAAAAGCUCUGGUACAUUUUAUUUGCGCUUCAUAUAAGGUAGUCUUGCCUUGCACCUUGCCUGAUUGUUUUAUCUCUACAAGAGCCUAAUUUAUUUAUUUUUCACUUUUUUUUUGACAUUUUAUUUUAAACAAUCUUAAAAAACACAAGAAGUAGAUGAUAAGAGGUCUAAAUGAUUAGAAAUCUAGAUUUUUUUUAAAUGCUGAGAAGUUAAAUGUAAUGCAAAAUAAAUCUACUACAAUAGCAGUUUGAUGUAAUAGAACUUUUUUGUCCUCCCUGUAUGACCUAGUAAGACAGAAAGGAUGAAUCAUGUGAUAUCAUGAGUGUCUAAUAGUCUUCAAAUCUAUCAUGCCCAUCAUAUAGUUUACAAGUUAAUCUGUAACAGGUAACAACAAACCCCAAACAAAUGCAGGGUAACUGAAUAGUUUCAGUAAUAUAUUUCAUUGUACUUACUCAUAUUUAUUUAUAGAAGGAAUAGCAUUUAUUGCUAUGUGUGUAUUUCUAGUUUGUAUUAAUAAUACCACUGCUGCUGUGUCUAGGUUAGUACCUGAGAUGUUUCAAAUUUUAAUCCCCCAUUGUAAAAAUAGAUCAGGCUUGAUUGAUCUUGGGUAAUUUAUUUUUAAAUUGAUUUCUUGUAAAGUUAAACAAGAUAUAGAGUUCAGUUGUAAAUUUUUAAUUUUUCAAUUCUUUAAUGGGCUUAAAAUAUCUUCUUGUUGCUACGUAACAAAAAGGAAAUAUUUUCAGAUUAGAAUUCAAAACAUGUGAAAGUCCUUUCAAGAAAAUUAUAAUAUAAUUUAUGUGACUGAAAUCAAGUUCUGCAUUAAAGUUUGAGUAAUUACAUAAGUAGCAAAUUCUUCCACUUAAAAUCACAUUUAAUUUCUUAAUAUGGCAAACUUUUGAAAUUAAUUAAUAUUUGGUAUUUUUUAAAGGGCAUGUAAUCAAUCCAAAAUAUUACAUUAAGAAAUCUAAUGUGACUUAAGUGGAAGAAUUUGCCACUUGCGUAAUCUAUUUAAUCAGCUGUUAAUUUCUUAAGAAUAGUGGAGUUGAUAUCAACAUGAUUUUCAUUGAGCAGGUGUAAAGAAGAUAAUGGAAUAAAUAUUUAAACACGGGUAGAUUAUUAGAAUAAUGGCAUUUCAUAAAACCUAUGACUGACUAAGCAACUACAAACCACAUUUUGAUUAUCUUCAUGUUAGUUGUAACUUGUUGGCUUCACAUUUCUGUAUUAUUAUAUUUUGUGUAACCACUGUCAUAUUAUCAACUUUGUUAUAUGCUAUCUUCUGUUAAUUAUUUUUUCCAAAAUAGAUCAGAUUAUUUUUGUAUAGCUAAAGAAUUUAGCAUUCUCUUUUAAAAAUGAAUCUUCAUGCUUUGAGUUUUAAACUUCCUUUAUAGGUAUGUUCAAGUAAACUAAAUUAAAGGGAGCUAACCUAAUAUUUUUUUCUGUACUUUUUGAAAUUGCUUCAACAAUUUUCGGUUGUAACAGUGUUGUAGUACUUUGUUGUGAUUCUGAUCAGUGAAUGUUGUCACCAUUGAUUUGUUCAUUUUGUGCUACAAAAGUUCAAGGGUUUUCAGGUUGUGGAGUAAACAAAGAAACACUGCUAAUUUUGAUUCAAUGUUUAAUUACAAACUUGUACAAGAUGAUUAUAAAUAUAGCCUGUCUCUGCUAAUGCUAAUUUAAAUGCAUUUUAAAAACUGUGACCUUAAACAGGUUCAUAGUAGAAAUAAAACAGCCAGUGCACUGGUGCAUACAAAUACU